UUAGUAUGGGGUCCAAUGUUGCGACGUUUUUCUAGUAUAAUUUCAGGUAAACAAUGCCUAAAGUCAUUGGUAUUUCCUGAACUUGCUCAGAAACGACUGUUGAAGAUUGCAAAGUCAACAUUUGGGUAUUAUCUUGGUCGUCGCGGUCGGAGAAAGUAUCCAUUCCACAGGAGACCUCACAUUAAAAAUACUCAAUCUAUGAACCUGAAGGCUCCUUACUUUUGGUCAUAUAUGACUGCCAAGAGUCAGGGUUUUUUUCUUCCGGAAGAAAAUUACAUUACAGGAGAUUGGACCGGAAAGUUUUUCGUAUCAAAAAGACAAGUGUACACACUUCAACACGCAAACAGUGAUGCUAAGGUUAGAGUGAAAUCUUUUCCAUCAAUUUUUGAGUUUGAUAAACCUUCUCGAUGGAACAUUGGGAAAGAAAUGAAUACAAUGGCGAAGCCUCGAAUGGAUUUAAUCGAUGAGCAAAUGUUGACAAAAAAGCAGCGCCUUGAUUAUAUCAAGUCUGGAUUGCUUCCGAAGUAA
Phytomonas sp. Hart1 is the source of this 528-nucleotide messenger RNA. Lineage: Eukaryota; Euglenozoa; Kinetoplastea; Trypanosomatida; Trypanosomatidae. The record is from the annotation of a GenBank genome assembly.